AUGCGAGGGUGGGGUAACGUGUGGUACUCCGGCCCGUGGGCACUGCUUGUGCACGCGGGCCACGCGUGUCUGUUCCACGGGAAUGAGGCGGUGGAAAAGUGGCCCGUGGUAGGGCAGGUGCGGUGCAACUUCAGCGAGGACGCCGUGCACCUGGUGGUGUAUGCCGAGCGCGCGUUCCAGCUCCAGACGGUGCAGCUCGCUACGCGGCGGCGGACAGAGCAGGCAGUGGUCAGCGUGGCGUAUGGCGUGGCGCGCUUCGAGGUACUGUGGCAGGACGGGAUUAUCGUGGCGAUGGACGGGGUGGGUGGGCGCGUGCACUGCGUGGACACGCGGCGGCAGCGCACACUGGGCUGUGUGCAGACGAACGCGGAUGACGGGGCCAUCUACGUUGUCGGCGCCCGCGCUUUUCAAGUGUUUGUGCGGCAGUUGGAUAAGGCCACCGCGACCGAGCAGCUCUUCUUCAACACGUACGAGCUUGGCGCGGACGGGGCCGUGCGGCUGCAGCAGGCCGUCCGCCUCGGCAGCAGCGCUGGGCGCCACUUCGCGGCGCGGCUGGGCAACGUGUUCGCCGUCGUGCUCAGCUGCCCGUUCACGCGCCGCAGCGCGCUCAGCCUGCACGUCGACGGGCAGCCCGCGCCGCUCGCGCAGCUCCAGCUGCCGUUCGUGCAUGACGCAGCCUUCUGCGACCACUGGACCCUUGCGCUCGCGCUCGACGCCCGUCUCGCCCUGCUCCGCCCGCUCGCUGGCACGCUCGCCGCUGUCCCGCUCGCCGCCGCCCGCGUACAUAAUGGGCCCGCCCGCAUUAUAGCCAGCCCGCUUGGCACGCCCGGAUUGCCCGAUCCGUUAGAUAGCCCGCCCGCACAGCCGUCGCCGCCUGACGUAGUCCCCAGCCUCUGCUUAUUGACUGCCCGCCCGCAGCACAUCGCCGCAUUGUUCGCUGCCCGCCCCAAUUGGGUCUACUUAUGGAGCCCGCCUGACACCUCGCCCGCCCACCCGAGAUUAACUGGCAUAAUCCUCCCAGACGCCCUCGUAGCCGCCACGCCUGACGAUCGGUACUUCGCCGGAUCUUAUACCGCUUACACCCUCCGCUGA
Messenger RNA from Eremothecium gossypii ATCC 10895, 1092 nucleotides. RefSeq names its product AFL173Cp. The coding region runs from base 1 to 1092 and encodes 363 amino acids. The record is from RefSeq and is marked provisional. Lineage: Eukaryota; Fungi; Ascomycota; Saccharomycetes; Saccharomycetales; Saccharomycetaceae. The transcript has a single exon.